Molecule: messenger RNA, 1455 nt
Organism: Penicillium verhagenii
Lineage: Eukaryota; Fungi; Ascomycota; Eurotiomycetes; Eurotiales; Aspergillaceae
Exons: 3
Coding region: 1-1455 (484 amino acids)
Source: RefSeq, a predicted model, not a curated record
AUGGAAGGGAUACUGAAGACGCUUCUCACGAAGGUGUUGGGACCCUUUGGGCAGUGGAAGGAGCGGCGGGUCACAGAACGGAGAGAAGCAGCCCAGAGGGAGGUGGUGUUGGCUCAAGAUGGGAUUACAAUUGGGAUGACAGUUCUGUUGAAGCAGAUGGAUUUGUUUGAACAGAUCUCAACGGCGCGGCAGUUAUUUACAUCAACGGUGGCGCCAGUUGUGGACUACGCCUCCAAUGUCUGGAUGCACGCGUGUAAGGACAAGGCCGGGCCGAUCAAUCGAGUCCAAAGAGUUGGAGCACAAGCCAUUGUGGGGACAUUCCUCACGGUCGCGACCAGCGUAGCGGAGGCGGAGGCCCACAUUGCCACCCCGCGCAACCGAUUCUGGAGACGGGCCGUGAAGAUGUGGACGGACAUUUAUACCCUUCUUGAAACAAACCCGCUCCGCAGAGGUACAGACCGGAUCAGAAAGUUCAGACGAUAUCAUCGCUCGCCGCUGUACCAAGUGUCAGAUGCGCUUAGGCACAUCGAUAUGGAGACACUGGAAACAAUUGACCCGUUCACGCUGGCCCCAUGGGACGAACGCGUACAGGCCAAUAUUGACGGACAACAUGAGCCUCAGACUGAAGCGGGCGGGUUGAUGCAGAUCGCGGUCAGCAGCUCGGCACGGAACGAGCUGGUGGAAUUUGGAGUCGCAAUCGAGAAACAGCCACCUCGAAAUCGAAAAUUGAAGCUUAAAACGGUUUCCAUCACAUUGGGCGCGAGGGCAGAACAGAACCCGUUCUCUGCGGAGCUGGCAGCCAUGGCACAUUCUGGCCAGGAGCUUGUUUGUCAGAUAUACAAGUUGAUGAGAAGGUUGCGGAGGAAUGGAAACCGCAUUAAAUUCCACUGGAUCCCUACUACCGAAGACAACAAGCUGUUAGGUCUGGCUAAAGAACAGGCCAGAACUGCAACACAAGAAGAUGCUCUCCCACAAGAACACGUCUCGAGGAUGAAGUCGACAACAUUGAACAUCGCACGGUCCCAAGCAGUCCCCAGCAGUGAGCUCCCAGAGAGCAUAGGAAGACACGCAAAACGAGUAGAUGCCGCACUGCCAGGCAAACACACCCGGCAGUUGUAUGAUCGCCUAACGUGGAAAGAAGCGAGCGUACUGGCCCAACUCCGAACUGGCAUGGCUAGACUGAAUGGAUAUCUCAAUCAAAUUGAUGUAGCAGAGACGGACCAAUGCGAUUGCGGACAAGCAAGAGAGACCGUGGAACACUUCCUCUUCCGAUGUCGGAAGUUGACUGCACACCGGACGGAAAUGUUACAAUGCACGCAGACUCACCGAGGAAACAUAUCCUUCUUCCUGGGAGGAAAACAGCCUUCUGAUGAUCAGAAAUGGACGCCAAACCUAGAGGCAGUACGGGCCUCUAUACGUUUCGCCAUUGCGACAGGCCGACUUGAGGCCACUUGA